AUGAGAUCCAAGUACUAUUUACCUAUCCUUCAAUGGCUUCCCUUAUACAAUCGACAGUUGCUCUUAGGAGACUUUCUCGCAGGCAUUACUUUGGCUUGCCUGUUGAUACCCCAAGCACUAUCUUAUGCCACUGCUCUUUGCAAGCUAGAUGCCAUACAUGGUCUUUAUGGCAUUGCCUUUCCUGCUAUUUCUUAUGCCGUAUUUGGCAUGUCCAGACAAAUGUCAGUGGGUCCGGAAGCAACACUGGCGCUACUGAUUGGGUCAUCCAUUGCUCAACAAGGCAACCAUGAGACAGGUGACAACCCGAUUGACCCACUAGCCUGGUCUUGCUUGAUGACACUCUUCACGGGUAUUUUUACACUCUUGCUCGGCAUCUUCCGCUUAGGUUUCCUUGACAGCUUGAUGAGUCGAGCGCUCCUAAGAGGCUUCGUCAGCGGGGUUGCUCUUGUCGUCAUGGUUCAACAGGCGAUCACUCUUUUGGGGCUUACAGAACAAAGCAAGGCGUGGGGGAUUUCCGAAGCUUCGACAACGAUCGAGCGUCUUUAUUUCCUUUUUAAACACAUGCAGGUCGCACAUAAACUGUCAUCCGCUGUCUCUGUCACGUCUGUUCUCUUCCUUCUCGUCAUGCGUGUUGUAAAGUCCAGAUGGACCGACAAGCGAUGGCUACAGCUCUUUCCUGAUGUGCUUCUUGUUGUCAUCGUCUCUAUUCUGCUCACCCAACACAUGGGCUGGGACCAUCAAGGGCUCGCUAUUCUCGGCAAGAUCGAUAGUGCAGGUAUCCCCUGGCCUUCUAUCCCAUCCUUUCCGCACAAUAAACACAUGAAGGAUCUCUUGGUGACCUCAGCCAUGAUUGCGGUUAUUGGCUUUGUUGAAUCGAUUGUAAUUGUAAAGGUAUAUUCGAAUCGGCACAACUAUUCCGUCAGCGCCAAUCGAGAACUCGUCGCUCUGGGUAUGGCCAAUGUCUUUAGUGGUCUCUUUCAGGGAAUUCCCGCGUUUGGCUCAGUCUCUCGAAGUAAAAUCAAUGAUCGUGCAGGAGCCAGGACACAGAUGGCUUGUCUCGUGACGGGUGUCAUUGCCAUCUUGGCCAUUCUUUUCCUCUUGCCCUACUUUCAUUACCUACCCAAGGCUGUACUCUCAUCCAUCAUCUUUGUCGCUGUCCUCUCCCUGCUCUCUGAGUUACCCGAAGAUCUUGAGUUCAUAUUCAAGAUUGGCGCUUGGAGGGAUUUGGCUCUAUUACUCGUCACUUUCUUUGCUACUAUCUUUGUCUCUUUGGAAUUCGGGACACUAUUGGCUGUUACUUUAUCGCUCCUGCUAACCAUAAAAGAAACGAGUUAUCCAAGGAUCUCGAUCAUGGGAAGAGUCAAAGGCAGUGUGAACAAGUUUAAGCCAAUUAGAGAUGAAUCAGACGAUAUCGAGCACUUGCAGGAUGUUCUUAUUGUUCGCAUUGAGGAAGCUUUAUUUUUUGCAAACACAGGGCAAUUAAAGGAUAGAUUAAGAAGAUUAGAAAUGUUUGGUGAUAUGUCCAUUCAUCCUUCCGAAGACCCCAGAAGACGUGAAUCGCUAUAUACCAUAUUUGAUGUUGGUAGUAUGCCAACCAUUGAUGCAAGCGCCAUUCAGAUAUUAUAUGAGAUAGUGGAAGCAUACAAAUCAAGAUCAGUGCAAGUUUAUUUUGUACGUCUUAGAGAACAACCCUUGCGGUUAUUCGCUAAAUCGGGGCUAUUAGCUCUGAUCGGUCAAGGUCAUUUAUUCAACAAAGUAUCAGAGGCUAUUGAGGCGAUUGAAAUGAAACGACAAGAAUAA
Messenger RNA from Rhizopus microsporus ATCC 52813, 1800 nucleotides. RefSeq lists its product as uncharacterized. Bases 1 to 1800 code for a protein of 599 amino acids. The transcript is spliced from 6 exons. Gene Ontology annotation, cellular component: membrane. Gene Ontology annotation, biological process: transmembrane transport. Gene Ontology annotation, molecular function: sulfate transmembrane transporter activity. Lineage: Eukaryota; Fungi; Mucoromycota; Mucoromycetes; Mucorales; Rhizopodaceae. The record is from RefSeq and is a predicted model, not a curated record.